GUGCUAAUAAUACCAAUCCAACUACUUCCGAGUUCCCCGAUACUGAACCACAAACUUGUAAUGAUAUUCCGGAUUCUAGCUUAGUACCACUCGUUGCUAAUCCUCCACCACAAAAUGCCACUCAAUUCAUUUUAAAUAUUACUUAUGGCCCAAAUGCAGAUGGCCGUGGAAUCUUCUUUAUGAAUGGAAAUAGUUUUCAACCAAACUUUAGUAAUUCUACAUUAAAUCAAUUGACUUCUGGCGUUAGUCCACAAAGUUUACCUGCAAAUCAGAAUAUAAUCUCUUAUGAUACUGCUAAUGCUGGCAUUGAAUUGGUUUUCAUUAACAAUAUUCGUGAUAUUCAUCCUUUCCAUCUGCACGGUCACUCUUUCUACGUCGUUGGAAGGGGUAAUGGCACUACACCAAAUCCAAGCACUUAUAAUUUAGUUAAUCCACCAUAUCGUGAUACUGUAACGAUACCACCAACUGGAUGGUUAGCAAUACGAUUCGUCGCUGACAAUCCAGGUGUAUGGGUAGUACAUUGUCAUAUAGAAUGGCAUGUUGAGAUGGGUAUGGUUGUAACGCUUGUUGAACGACUUAACGAAUUAAAACAACUUCCUAUACCAGACAGCGUUAAACAAUUAUGUAGAGCAUCAUAA
Racocetra persica is the source of this 638-nucleotide messenger RNA. Lineage: Eukaryota; Fungi; Glomeromycota; Glomeromycetes; Diversisporales; Gigasporaceae. The record is from the annotation of a GenBank genome assembly.